UUUUACACGUUUUUUUUUUUUACAUUAGAAACUACAUUUUUACAAGAUUUUAGAUCUAAAUCUGAUCAUUUAGGUCUAAAAUAUAUAGAUCUAAUUUCAUGCAGAGGCUUAAUUGAUUAGAUCUAGUCUGGACUAUUCAUUCAUAUUCAAUCAUAUAUUGCAUUUGUCUGUUGAUUUAAAAACGGUAGGAGAAGGGGUUUUGUACCAUGGCUACUGGACGAGGAGGGAGAGGUGCUGCCCUGUUGGAAGCACUGGCUAACAAUCUAAGUAACAGACCUGGUCUAAAAGAAGAGGAACCACAAAGUAAACAGUUUUCAUCAGGAGCUUCACUAGGCCGGGGAUCUCUCUUGGCAGCAGCUUUAAAACAGACUGGAGAGACCAAGCCAAGUUUGUUAUCUGAACCAGCUCAAUCAACACUAUCUACACCUUCCAUUGAGUCCAAACCUUUAGGCAGAGGCUUUGCCGCCAUGAAAGCAUUGCUCCAACAUCAGCAACAAAUUCCAAUGGUAGGCAGAGGAAUGGGAGUAUCAGCACAGACUAGCUCUACAUCACUCUAUCACCCCACAUCAAGUCAAGCAUCACCAGCUCUAACUGCGCCUUUGUUAGCUAAUCAAAAUAAUAGUGGCUCUCAAGAUAUCGAUGAAAUUUCUAGAAGACUGGGUCAAGUAGAUGUGCAAGAGCAACCCAGGCGUAAAGAACGAGAAAGACUUCCUACAGUAACAAUGAUUGGAACAGAGGGAACACCUCUUGACCUGAGUGCCAACUAUGUGAGAGUCAAGUGUACAAAUCCAGGAGUGUAUCUCUACUCUGUACAGUUUUCUCCUCCUAUAGAUAACAGGAAACUCAUGAUGAAGCUUUUGAUGGAGCAUAAAGACAAGUUUCCCACUUUGAACAGUUUUGAUGGGAACAUUUUUUAUUUACCAUACAAACUGCCGCAAGAGGAAGUAAAUCUCACUUCCACAAGGAAAACUGAUGGUAGUAAAAUAUCAAUAAAAUUAUCCUAUGUGAAAAUGGUCCCACCAGAACAUUGCUGUCACUUAUAUAAUGUUAUAUUUCGAAGAAUCAUGUACAUCUUGCAAAUGUGCCAGGUGGGAAAAUACUAUUAUAAUCCCAACACUCCAGCAGUUGUCCCCCAGCACAAGCUAGAAGUAUGGCCUGGGUACAUUACAGCCAUCAAAGAACAUGAGGGAGGACUACUGCUAUUACUUGAUGCUUCCCACAGAGUUCUCAGAACAGAAACAGUACAUGACAUUAUGGAGAAGAGCUACCAUCUAAAUCCCUCCAAUUAUAAAUCAGAUGUGUUCAAAAUGGUGGUCGGCUGUGUUGUGUUGACGAGAUACAAUAACAAAACAUACAGAGUGGAUGAUAUUUUAUGGGAUUCUUCACCCAUGGAGCGCUUUCAACUCAAGACUGGCGAAAGUAUGACCUUCGAAGAAUACUACAGAAAACAGCACAAUAUAGUUAUCAAGAACCCAAGUCAGCCAUUAUUGCUGAGUAAAAGAAAACCACCUAAAGGAAUGCCACCAGGUUUUAAAAUGGAUCCAGAGUUUCUGUGCUUGGUCCCUGAGUUGUGUUAUAUGUCUGGUUUGACAGAUGACAUCAGGUCACAGUUUACUGUCAUGAAGGACUUGGCUGCUCAUACCAGGGUGACACCUGCCCAAAGGCAAUUUGCAAUGAAAAAAUUUGUUAACAAUGUCAACAGCAAUCCAGACGCUAAGAAGGAGCUGGCCAUUUGGGGUUUGGAACUAGACUCAUCCACAGUAUCAAUCAAUGGUAGACUGUUGCCUAUGGAGAAGAUAAUAAUGGGCAACAAAGAGUUUAUGGCUGGCCCUCAGUGUGAUUGGUCACGGGAUGUUUGCCGCAAUGAACUAGUUUCUGCUGUCAGUCUGAUGAACUGGGGUGUCUUCUAUAUACGCAAAGAUGCACCUCGUGUAAAUGAUUUUAUACGGUGUUUACAGAAUGAAGCAAAGAACAUGGGCAUUAAUUGUUUAGUCCCAUUUCGCAAAGAGCUGGUCAAUGAGAAAAUUGAGACUCUGGUUCAGGAAUUGAGGAACUCUAUCAACUCAAAGGUCCAGUUGGUGGUGGUUGUUAACCCUACUAACAGAGAAGACAGAUACUCAGCCAUUAAGAAAGUUUGUUGUGUUGAAGCCCCAGUUCCAUCACAGGUGAUCAUCUCCAAGACAAUAGCAAAGCCUGAUAAACUGAGAAGUGUGGUGCAGAAAAUAGCAUUACAGAUUAAUUGUAAAUUGGGUGGAGAAUUGUGGUCUGUUCCAAUACCAUUGCAAAAGCUAAUGGUGGUUGGUAUUGAUACCUAUCAUUGCCCAACUAAAAAGAAAGCUUCCAUUGGUGGAUUUGUUGCCAGUAUGAACCACACAUGUACCAGAUGGUACUCCAAGGUCUGUAUUCAACAACCGGGUCAAGAAUUGGUUCAAGGUCUUCAGAUUUGUUUGACAGCAGCAUUAAGAAAGUUUCAUGCUGAGAAUCACUUUCUUCCGGAGAAAAUUGUCAUAUUUCGCGAUGGUGUGGGUGAUGGACAGUUGGAUGUUCUUGCUGAUCAUGAGGUCAAGCAACUUCACCGGUGUUUUACUAGUUUUGGAGAAUACACACCUUUUUGUACAACCGUAUGUGUUCAGAAACGAAUUAACACAAGAAUUUAUUCCAGAGAGAGAAAUGGAGAAAUGGCAAAUCCACCACCUGGUACAGUUGUUGAUCAUACAGUCACUAGGAGAGACAGGUAUGACUAUUUCAUUGUCUCCCAACAUGUCAGACAUGGCACAGUCAGUCCUACACACUACAUAGUUGUAGAUGAUGGGAUAGGCCUGAAACCUGGUCAGAUGCAGAGAUUGACCUACAAGAUGACUUAUUUGUACUAUAACUGGCCUGGUACUGUCCGUGUUCCUGCCCCUUGUCAGUAUGCACACAAGCUGGCCUACUUAGUGGGAGAGAGCAUAGGAAGGGAGCCUGCAGAGUGUCUAUCAGAUCGGUUGUUCUUUUUGUAAAAUCCGUCCCAUAACUGGCAGCCAAUUUGUGUUGGAUCACCUUAGAAAAGAAAUUGUUUUAUGUGUAAUGCUGCAGCAUCUUUAAAAAAAACUACUUGUUUUUAUGCCAAAGUAUUUGUGUACAUAUGUUUUAUCUUUAAUGAAGCCAAUAGCUGCAGCUAGCAAAGUGUAUCACGCACAGAUUUACAUUGGAUGUGCAUUGUUUCAUACUUGUGUAUAUGAUGAUUGUGUUCUUGUGGUUUCAUUGUGUUCAACUAUUCAACAACUAGACAGGUUCUAUUUUUAAUGUGAGUUCCCUUUUGUUAUAUUUAGUUUACAAAACGAGUUUUAAGUAUCCUGCAUUAUCAUGAUUGUUCUUAGCAAACUUGUGUAGUUUGUAUGUUUGUUUCAUGCUACAUUUCUUCCUUAAUGAGUUCAGCUGUGUCUUCGGCACAUGCAUUCAGGCCUGAGCAGUAUCUUACAAUUGAGAUAAACAAAAAAGAUUCAUGAGAAACGCAACUGUGGCAUAUAAUAUGAAAGUUGUUUGAAGAUGAGACAAGUUCUUCCAAGUCCACAACAUUUGCAUUAAGACAAGUCUUCCCAAAUCCUAUGUCAACAGAAAAAGGAUAACAUUUUUUAAAAAAUAAAUGCUUUUCAAACAAGACACUAGCUUUGGAGCCAAAUAGUUUGACAGAAUUUGUUUUUGUUUGUAUAACUUAAAAGUUGCUUAGUUCUGCAUGUAGAUUUAGAUGUCUAACAUCUGUAUGCGUUGUUCUGUCAAAAUGAGUUAGUUUUUUUUAAUUCUGUGAUUCUACCAAAUUACUUAAAUAUAUUUCACUGUAGUUUUUUAAAAAAAGUAAAUAAAAUGAUCUGAUUCUCUGGAACUCCACAAUUUUUUAGAUGAGCUUUGCGCAAUUAAAUGACAAUAAUAUAUUGAUAGAACAGUAACUCAUUAGUUUGAGUGAUCAUGGGGCAUCAACUCUUCCAUUAGCUCCUUUUCCCACCAUGUGACCUACAUUAGAUUGGUACUUACAAAACUGAAAACCACGGUGUUCAACUACUAAGACAUUAGCAUUACUAAUGUGGUCUGAAUCAAAUGGACACUACGACUCUACACUGAUUCCAAAUUUUUAGUUGCCUGUCACAACCAUAACUUUGUCUGUACAUUCAAGUCAAAACCACAAGAACUUUCUCUGUCCAUACAUUCAAAUCACAACCACUAAUACGCUAUCUACCUCAAUUACUUCAAUAGUAGUUUGUCAUGGAACAAAUAUUUGUUUAGAAGUUUGACAUGACUCUUUUGACUUUUAAAUGCAAGCAGUUGUAAUGCAGAAACUUUCUAAAUGUUGAGAAUUUGUAGCUGCUUAUAGCAAACAACUCUUUGCAGUCAAUUAUUUGCUUUCCUAAGUGGAUAAACUGAUCACAUAUUAGCAUUCAAGAUCAUUCUUAUAUUUAUUUUAUUGAUCACAUUUUAGCAUUCAAGAUCAGGUUUUUUUACAAAUGAUUAUUUAAAAGAUUUGAUUCUAUUUAUAAACAUGAGAAAACAUUGCUAGACGUAAGUAAGAGAUUUUCAUAA
This is a messenger RNA of Biomphalaria glabrata, 4554 nucleotides long. Its product is annotated as piwi-like protein 1. Gene Ontology annotation, biological process: regulatory ncRNA-mediated gene silencing. Lineage: Eukaryota; Metazoa; Mollusca; Gastropoda; Planorbidae. Gene Ontology annotation, molecular function: piRNA binding; protein binding. The record is from RefSeq and is a predicted model, not a curated record. The transcript is spliced from 21 exons. The coding region runs from base 207 to 2999 and encodes 930 amino acids. Gene Ontology annotation, cellular component: P granule.